GCCUUCCCCCUUCUCUUCUUCUGCAUCUAUAAAAUUUGCUGCAAUUUCUUGUGUCGACGUUCUGCUGCACUAUUCAUUUCGCUGCUUGGUCGAUCAACGCUAGCUGCCGAUUGUGUGCCAUCCUUCUCCGGCUCCAGUUGUUGCUGCUACUUCGGCUUCGGCUGCGACUCCGGUUGCUGCAGUUAACCAUUGGUUGAUUGGUUCGAGCGAGCGAGGGGGCACAUCGCAGCACAUUGCGCUACGUACGUUGCCGUCCACCUCCACUGUGCGCUCCGGCCGGACGGCUCCUUAAUUUGUGCAGCUGCAUCUACUACUUCUAUACAUCUAUCUUGCCUUGAAACCACCAGCAUCCACAACCACGCGAUCGAUCAAUGGAUACCGGGAUCAUCGUGGCACGGUGGGUGGUGGGCAAGGCGUUGAACCCUGUGUUAGACGGCUUGGUGGAGGCGUGGGCGGCCAGUCAGAAGCUCGGGCCCAAUGUGGAUGCCCUCAAGAUGGAGCUGCUCUACGCGCGGGCCAUGCUCAACAACGUUCGCGGUAGGGAGAUCCACAACACCGACCUCAACGAGCUCCUGCAGAAGCUGCGGGACUUAGCGUACAAUGCCGACGACGUGCUCGACGAGCUCGACUACUUCCGCAUCCAGGACGAGCUCGAUGACACCUCCGAGGCCGCUGCUGAGCACGCCAAGGGCUGCGUCAGCGACCUCUUCCUCAACGCUCACCACACGGCCAAAGCGGCUGGCAAGCUGUUGGGAUUCUCUUCAUCAUGCUCUUCUUGUGCUACUAACAACGGGCCUGGUGAUUCCAUUACCGCUGCAUGCUGCGGUUCGCCACACAACACCAUCCAUGCUAUCGGUAAACGCCUUUGUUUCUCGACUUCUCUAGUUGAUGAUUGCGAUCAUGAUUAUGGCUGUGUGCACGAUGAGAGAGACCAUGUGAAAGGGAAAUCAACGCCAAAGUUGAAGUUUGACAGGGUAGGUCUAUCCAAAAAAAUGAAGAUUAUUGUAGAGCAGCUGCAGCCUGUGUGUGCAAAAGUUACAGCCAUUCUUAAUCUAGAGCUCAUGGGUUCUCAUCUUAGCAUAGAAUCAAGCACUGCUAAGAGUCGUCCCAUCACCGCACCAACAAGUAUAGAGCCCACCCUGUAUGGCAGAGACGCUGUAAUGAAGAGAAUUAUAGAUAGUAUCACUCAGGGUACUUGUUGUGAAGAAUACCUGACUGUCUUGCCAAUUAUUGGUCCUGGAGGCAUAGGGAAAACCACUCUCAUACAACACAUAUAUAAUAGCCAACAAGUGCAAAACCAUUUCCAGAUCAUGGUUUGGACAUGUGUAUCUCAAAGUUUUAGUGUCGAUAAGCUCAUAGAAGAGAUCAAAGAAAAACUCCCUAGUGUUGAAGGUGAAAAAAAGGGUAGUGCAGAAGAGCUGAUUGUACAAAGAUUGAAAUCGAAAAGGUUUUUAUUUAUAUUGGAUGACAUUUGGAAGUGUGAAAGUGAUGAUUGGAAAAGGCUUUUAGUACCACUCAGAAAGGGACAAACAAAGGGUAACAUAAUUAUAGUGACCACUCGGUUUCUGGUAGUAACAGAAACGGUUAAAACAUCUGAUAAUAAAAUUCAACUGGAAGGUAUAGAUGAUGAAGCAUUUUGGGAAUUAUUCCUUGCAUACGUGUUUGGCCCUGAAAAAUCAAAAAAUGAUAAGGAUUUACUUUGCAUUGGAAAAGAUAUAGUGAAAAAACUAAAAGGCUCCCCUCUUGCGGCAAAAACUGUUGGCAAAUUAUUGAGUAACCACCUUGAUCGAGUUCAUUGGAUGAGAGUCUUAGAUAGUAAAGAAUGGGAAUUGCAAGCUGGUGAUCAUGAUAUUAUGCCCGCAUUGAAGCUUUCCUAUGAUUAUCUACCGUUUCAUCUGCAACAAUGUUUUUCUUAUUGUGCUUUGUUUCCCGAAGAUUACAAGUUCAACAACAAAGAGCUCAUUCGCUUUUGGAUAGGACUAGAUAUUUUACAUUCCGAAUCUCAAAAUAAAGCAUUUGAAGAUAUAGCUCUAAGCAAUAUAGAUAGUUUGGUCAGUCAUGGAUUUUUUAAAAGAGAAGAAACUGAUGGGCAUCCAUGCUAUAUUAUUCAUGAUCUGCUACAUAAUCUAGCAUUGAAAGUUGCAUCUCUUGAGUGUGUUAGUUUACAUUCCUCUAAUGUGAAAUCAGUGGAAAUCCGGCCAUCCAUUCGUCACUUAUCUAUCAUCACAGAUGGCGCAAAUGAUACUGAUGGAAUAACUGAUGAAAACUUCAAGAGUGAACUGAUAAAACUAAAGAAAAGACUAAAGGUUGAAAACGUGCAAACUUUGAUGAUAUUUGGAGAAGUGGAUAAAAGCUUUAUUGGAUGCUUUCAUGAUUUGUUUAAGGAAGCAAGUGCUCUUCGUGUGCUUUAUUUUCCCAAAAUGCCAUUUGCGGUGGGGUCCAUUUUGGAUGAAUUUACAACACUUGUCCACCUACGGUACCUUAGGCUAGGGACCACCAUUGGCAAUAACUUUCAUUUACCAAUUAACCUUUCCAGAUUUUAUCAUUUAAGGAUUUUGGAUCUGGAAAAAUGGGAUAAUUGUUUUCAUUUGCCUGGAGACAUUAGUAACCUUGCAAAAUUGCACAACUUUCUUGUCCCGGGAUACCCAAUACACUCAAAUAUUUCUAAUGUUGGAAAACUGCAAUUUUUGCAAGAGUUAAAAGGAUUUCAAGUCAAUAGAAAAGAUGUUGGUUUUGAGCUAAAGCAACUAGGUUAUCUGAUGGAGCUAAGAGAGCUUAGAAUUGAUAACCUUGAGAAAGUACACACAAAAGAAGAAGCGGCUGAAGCAAAACUAUUAAGUAAAACCCGAUUAAGGAAGCUAGAAUUAAACUGGAAACAAGGGAGAACAAGCACAAAUGCUUUCAACGAAGAUCAAAUACUUGAGAAACUUCAACCACAUAGCAGCCUCCAAGAGCUAUCAAUCCAUGGGCAUGGAGGCUCUUCUUGCCCAAAAUGGUUGGGUACAGAACUAUCUGUCAAAUUCUUGGAGACUUUUCGUCUCAAGAAUGUAGUUUGGAAUAUCCUUCCACCACUAGGGGAGGUGUUUCUGGUAGGCGGACCUGGCGAAGAAUCAAUUGGUCAGAAAACUAGUCAAAAUUUUCGUAGCUUGAAGAGAUUGGAACUUGUUAAGUUACCUAAUUUGAGAAAAUGGGUAGCAAAAGAAAUUUUCCCUACGUUCUUCUCAGUUUUGGAAGUACUUAUUGUGAGAAAGUGCAAUGAACUAGCAGAACUACCAUUUUCAUAUCAUACCUAUUGCACAUCUGAAGAAGAUGUAAAAGCAACUUGCUUUCCUAGGCUAAGAGAGUUGGAAAUACAUAAUUGCCCAAAGAUAGUGUCACUGCCUCCUAUCCCUUACACUCAGACCUUGUGCUCUGUCAAUAUAACAGAUGUAGGAACAGGUUUGGAAAGCUUGGUUUACUCGAGUAAAUCAUCUAAGUUAGAAAUUAAAGGAAACAAGGAUCUAAAAGUUUUAGAUGACAAUGUGUUUGCUUCCCGUAAUUUACACAAACUACAAAACUUGACGAUUGAGGGUUUCCCACCUUUGGAAGAGCGACACCUUCAAAUGCUAACUUCAUUGAAGAGAUUCAGUCUUUUCAGUUCGAGUAUUGCCUUCAAUCCAACAGUAGAAAGGAGUGAUGUUGAGUGGCGGCUUUCAAUUGAGAACCUUAUGAUUCAGGAUUGGAAUGGCAGUGGGAAGGAAUUGACACAGCUCCUCUUUCACCUCCCAAAGCUGUCUUUGUUGAGUCUUGGUGGCUGCCGCAAGAAAACACUGUUGAGUAUAGCUCUAACACAGCAGCAAACCAGUGCUCAAGUGGAGAGUACACAAGUAACUGCUUCUAAUCAUCGACAGCAGCAAAAAGCAGAGGAUCUGGAUCUGCUGGAGGAGGAAGAAGUAACACAGCUAGAUGUGGAUGGAGAAGAUGAAGAUGACGACAGGUUGCUGCUCACCAACUCUCUAGAGCAAUUAUGGAUUGUAAACUACAAGGAGCUUAUCCUGGUUUCCCAUCCACUUCCCAUUGGUCACCACAAUAAGGAAGAAGAAGGAACAGGAGGAGGUUGGGGGCUCCAAGCCCUGUGCUCCCUGCGGCAACUAGGGAUAAGAGGAUGCCCCUUGUUACUCUCUGCCUACGAGGCUCCAGCUUGCCUUUUCCCAUCCUCCCUGCAAUACCUCCAGAUUACAGGCCCUAUGGAGGGCGUGCAGAUGCUGGACCUCUCAAACUUGACCUCUCUCACUAAAUUAUUCAUAGAAGAUUGCGGGGAGUAUUUAAGGAAGGGCCUAUUGCCUCUCCUUGCUCAGGGUCAGCUCAGCAACUUAAUUGUCUACAAAACAUAUGGGUUGUUUGCUGGUGUAUUGGAUUCCAUACUCAGGGGAGCGCAGGAAGAACAAGAGCAGCUUCAUCUUCUUGAGCAUUCCUCCAAACUGCGGGUGCUUGAAACGGAUGACUUGGCGGGAAUCCUUGUGAAGCCGAUCUGCAGGCUCCUCUCUUCCUCACUCACCAACCUAACACUCCAAGGAAACUCAGAGGUGAAACGCUUCACAAAUGAACAAGAGGAGGCCCUUCAGCUCCUCACCUUCCUUCAAGACCUCAAAUUUAUUCACUACGAUAAGCUGCGGUGCCUUCCUGCGGGCCUUCAUAGACUUACCAACCUCAAGAGAUUAAUGAUUAUGAACUGUCCAUCCAUCCAGUCACUGCCCAAGGAUGGCCUCCCAGGUUCACUGAAAUACUUCAUAGUCCGCGACAACGAGAAGCUCGUAAAGCAGUGCAAGAAGCUCAAGAAAACCAACCCAGAAAUCGAACUAAUUCUCUAGUGCACGACUAAUAAGGGGGGUGAUGAACUAGUAGUGCAGUGCUGGGCCUCGUAUUGGAGUGCCCUUUCUUUUAGCCAGUCGUGUACAGUACAACUCGGCAAUAAUCCAUCCAUGCACCGUUCCUCAGAUGCGGAUCUUGUAUGGGUGGUAUCCUCUUCCUGGAUAUAAAUCAUGUAUUCUCAUGUCAGUUCUACUAGGAUUCUUGGUACUUCAGUCGUAUAUUUUGGUUACCACUCAUGAACAUGGAGUUGGGGUGCAAUAGAUUAUGGAUCAAAUAUCGUCACUGAGGAAUAUCUUUGGACAACAAUGAAUUUGCAGUGUUUUGAUACUGACAUUAAGAUCAUCUCCUUGGAACUCUCAUGUGGGCUGUCAAAAGUUGUGAUUGGUUCAGGUAGCGCCUUCUACCACUGACAACAACAUGAAAAUGGUACUUUCCAGUAGAUUGAACAUGAUUUGUUCCAAGUUCUAAUGUGCUAAAUGCCAGACGCAAUUUUUAGAACACAUGUUGCACAAUCUGUUGUGAGUCUCCUAGGAACUUAAUGCAUUGGCUGAAGCCUCUGCAGCCUUAAUGCAUUGGCUGAAGCCUCUGCAGCCUCAAAAUCCAUUCCCUGUGGAGUCCCUUCAGUCUCCAUCUAAUAUUAUUCUCAACAUAUUCUUUAUUGAAGGUAUACUUCUAUAAUUGUUUUUUUGUUCUACUUGCAAAAUGAAGUAAUAUGAACUCAUGGUUCCAAACUUCAAUUUAUAACUAUGAUUAAUUGUUGGAUUGCUUGAUAGAUGUGUGAUUAAUUGUUGGAUUGCUUCAUUGCUUGAUAGAUGUGGUACAGCUUUGGAAACCCAACAUUGUAUAGCUCCCAUAGUCUCGAAAGUGUUUCCAAAUGGCAUGAAGUCUUGAGCGUGAUUUGCAUUUCAAAUGAUGUGAAUGCUUUCGUGUUAUUGCUUAGUUAUUCAACUGAAUACAACUCUCAAGGGCACAAUCAUACAGAUCUGUAGAAUUACUUGCUCUUCAUGUUGGAGCUAUAAAUAAGACUACCGUUCCACUAUCCCAUGCCUGUUUGUAGUGUUCAUGCCUCCAUGGAGAUCAUCUUGUCAAUGUGUUUUUCUUUCCUCAAUUUAGCAAACACCUUGGGUAAAUGUUUUAAGUUAGUUUAUCUUAAGACUUCAUAAUAUCUCUCCUUUUCUGAACCAGCAAUAUUAUAACAUUUCAAUUUUCAAGUACCAUUGUAUUGUUCUUAUCUCCAUAUUGAAUCAUGUGGUUAGUUAAUUGUCCUCUCAUUUCUUUCCAUGAACAGAUGGUUCAAUCUUUGUUCUGUGCACUAAUUCAGGAUGCUACUAGUAAAAUCUUGCCUAACUAGUGACGGAAAUCCGAGGCGGUCCAGGAACAUAUCAUGCUGUUCCUCCCGCGGUGGUCGGCGUCGAGGGACAGCAUGACGCAGCGUAGCCGGUCAUCACCGUCGUCCCUCGGCGGCUGCUGCUCUCUUGUAAAACUCCUGCACGGCGCAUGAAGGGAGCUGAGGCAACUGCGGCCUGUGGAGGGUGGCGGCUGCACAAGCACAGAAAUCAUACUAAUGCUCAAGAAAACCAACCCAAAAAUCAUAUUAAUGCUCCCGGCUAAUCAAGGGGGUUGAUGAAUUAGUUAGUGCAAUGCAGGGACUAUUAUGGAGUGCACCUUCUUCUAGACAGCUUGUGGGGGACAUGCUACCCGGGUGUCCUAUAGGAGGCCUUCGGCUACAGCGCAGGGGGUAGGCCGAGUUGCCUAGGCCCAUGCGGUUAUUUGUAAUACAUGGAAAGGGAUAGCAGCCAGGGAAACCUAUCCUGUAUCUGUACAUGAAUGGUAUGCACCAAGAUUAUAAGGGAUACCAUAUCACACAUGCCGGCAAAUCCCCCAGCAUUAUAUAAGGGGCGCUGGCAUGAACCCUAAGGGGUUACGCAAUCUUUCAUACUCAUCGGGCACAAAUCCAAUCCACAUACAACUGGACUAGGGUAUUACCUCGCAUUGAGGGCCUGAACCAGUAUAAAUGUCUGUGUCACCAUCUCUCCUUGAUAUAGAACACCCUAUAAAUUAUAUUGCC
Messenger RNA from Oryza sativa Japonica Group (Japanese rice), 6919 nucleotides. NCBI's taxonomy places the organism in Eukaryota, Viridiplantae, Streptophyta, Magnoliopsida, Poales, Poaceae. The record is from RefSeq and is a predicted model, not a curated record.